This is a messenger RNA of Syzygium oleosum, 3169 nucleotides long. RefSeq lists its product as uncharacterized. Lineage: Eukaryota; Viridiplantae; Streptophyta; Magnoliopsida; Myrtales; Myrtaceae. The transcript is spliced from 5 exons. The record is from RefSeq and is a predicted model, not a curated record. The coding region runs from base 151 to 3078 and encodes 975 amino acids.
CGUACGUCUCUCUCUCUCUCUCUCUAUCUAGCGGGAGAGUGCGCUUUAGUCCGUGAAACGCGCUCUCGGAUUCUCGACCUGCACGGGCUCGGGCGCUGAGGGACACAGCUCGCGCCUCCUCUUUUGGCUUCUUCACCCCGAUGAGCGUCGAUGGAGGCCGCAGCAUUUCGCCGCAGGAGGUCCAAGGUCUGCGUCGCUGAUCGGAGCUCCGGCCACUCGGUCUCGUCGCGCGGAGGAAACCGGCAGUUUCGAAGACCGAGAAACUUUGGUAUAUUGGCCUCUGAAUCUAGCUCCGAAAGUAGUGAUACUUCAGGCGAAGACUUGAUCAUGCUGGAUUUACGUUUGAGAUCUAGCAAAAAAGCUGCCACCACUUCUGGUACUCCUAUGAAGAAAUUAUUAGCCAAUGAGAUGUUGCGAGAAAGUGGAUCCAAGAGACAGCCACCUAGUGUCAUUGCAAGAUUAAUGGGUUUUGAAGGCUUGCCACUUCAGCAGCCUGGUCAUAAACAACAGAAGAGAUAUUUGAACGAUCAUCAGUCCGGGAGAAAAGUAGAGAAAGCCGAAAGGAGUAGCGCGUGUUCCAGCCGCCGAUCGUCUAGGAAAAGCUCGAAGGAGGAGCAAGAAUUUAAAGACGUGUUUGAAGUUUCCGAAAUGUCAAAGUUACAGGCUAAUAGCUACUUACCAAAAGGGACUGUGAAGUCUGCCAUGACUGAAGCUGAAAUGGAAUUUAUUCGCCAGAAAUUCGUUGAUGCGAAACGUCUUUCGACUGAUGAUAAGCUCCAGGAUUCGAAGGAGCUUGAUGAUGCUCUAGAGAUACUGGACUCAAACAAAGAUCUCCUUGUCAAAUUUCUGCAGCAACCAGAUCCAUUGUUCACAAAGCAUCUGCAUGAUCUUCAAGGUCCCCAGUUCCAAUCACAUUUCGGUUCAAUGACGGCUUCAAAAGUUCCAGAAAGAACCAGGAGUAUAGAUUCAAAAACGGGGAGAGAGAAUCUCCCGAGAAAAUGUGGCAGAUCGCCGAAGAUUUAUCUCGACAAGUUUAUUGGUAAUCCACCCAGCAGUACAGCUCAUAAUACUCUCAAGUCGUCUAAAUUAGAGGGGCAAGUGCUCUCGGAUAUUCUUCCUACCCAGAUUGUUGUUUUAAAGCCAAACCUUGGGAAGGCACAUGGUGCUACCAAAAAUAGCCUGUCUCCGACUUCACUUUCGUUUUCUCCUGACGCGAGGACUCACCCGGAGUGUCCAAGUUAUAGGAAUAAAGAUAAAUAUCCGUCAGGAAAGAAAACCCAUUUUUGUCCCGUGGAUACGGAGCUUAAGUCCAAAGACUCACGAGAAAUUGCCAGAAGAAUUACUCGGAAAAUGCGGAGCAGUUAUGGUUCUGGUUCGAUCUAUAUAGCGCCUGUCCAAUCACGGGGCUAUGCUGGAGAUGAUAGCUCAUCUACCAUGUCUCUGAGCGACUCUGCAUAUGAUUCAGAUACGACUGCAUUGACGAACGUGACUGCAUUGACGAAUACAAAGUCUGUUAACUGUAAAAGCCGAUAUAAACAUGCAUCAUCUUCUACUGAGUCAUCUGUGAGUAGGGAGGCAAAAAAGAGACUCUCAGAGAGGUGGAAAUUGACUCACAGGUCUCAAGAGAUUGGAGAAAUUAGCAGAGGUAGUACGCUGGCUGAAAUGCUUGCUAUUCCUGAUGGGCGAGCGAGGAGUGCAGAUUCAGGUCGAAAAAUUGUCCAAGAAAGAUUCAAAACGGAGUUUACUGGAGACGAUGCACCUGCGAGCUGUGUUGAACCUUUGGGCAUCAGCAGCAGAGAUGGGUGGAAGGAUGUGUGUGUGAAUAAGCUAUCAAGAUCUAGAUCUCUUCCUGCUUCAUCUGCUGUCUUUGGCAGUCCUAAAAGUCAAGCACCUUCUGAUUCUAGGCACUGUAUGGCUAGAGAGAUGGUGAGACGGGACAAGAUUAAGACUGUGAAGGAAAAUUUCGAUGUCAGAGAUAGUUUUGUCAACAGAAAGUUCACAUCUAAACAUAUUGAACGUCAUCCUCUUCGCUGCAGCAGUGGUGAGAGCAGUGAUACUUCAUCAGAGUAUCAUAUGACUCAGCAUAAAAGGAGAAGUAGCCUCAAUGAGAUCGAUCAGCCUGAACAGAGCCUUGAUUCUGAGGCAUUUGGGGGUGUGGUUCAUGGCGGUGUUGCCAAUAUGGGGUCAAAGAUGGUAAUCUCGCUUUCCGAACCUUCAAAUCCAGAGCAUCCAUCGACUAAAGUUAGCUCUGCUGUCUCAUAUGUAGAUGAUGUCCAGGAUCCAUCUAUCAAUCCAUCUAGAGGGAGUCCAGAACCUGUAAUUCAUACAGUACCUGAAUCUGAAUCUUCUGCAAGUUCGAAGGAGGCAGAUCAACCCAGCCCAGUUUCUAUUUUGGAAGCUCCUUUUAAGGACGACCUCUCAUCGGGUUCGGAAUGCUUUGAGAGUCUGAGCGCUGACCUUCAUGGGCUUCGCAUGCAACUGCAACUACUCAAACUGGAAUCUCAAGCAUGUACUGAGGGAUCAAUGCUAAUCUCUAGUGAUGAAGAUGCUGGGGAAGGAUUGAUGCAUUUCUCAGAAGAAAGAGGACUGUACAGAACUGGAGAGAGCUGGGAAUCUUCCUAUAUUACCAAUGUCUUAAUAGGCUCAGGUUACGACAAUUCUGAUCCCGAAAUGUUCAUUGCAAAGUGGCACUCUCCUGAGUGCCCCGUGAAUCCGCUGGUGUUUGAAGAGCUGGAGAAAAGGUACUGCGACGAAAGCUCCUCAAGGUCUGCAAGGAAGCUACUCUUUGACCGCGUUAAUUCGGCUCUCGUGGAAAUUUACCAGCAACUCAUGGAUACGCACCCAUGGGUCCAUCCGGUGGCAGCAAAGUUGGAUUUUAAGUGGGAUAAAGACUCGCUCCAGGAUGGUCUGAUCCGAAUUCUGACAGGCCAAGGGAAGAAGGGCAGCAAAGGAGUGCUUGAUAAGUUCUUAGCGAGGGAAUCACCAUGGUUGAACUUAGGAGAUGAUAUAGAUGUAAUAGGUAGGGAAGUCGAGAGGUUAUUGAUAGAUGAUCUAGUAGCUGAAGUACUGUCUAUGUAGAGAACUUUCAUCAGCUUAGGAACUUCCGUGUAUGCAGAUCAAGCUAUCAUUCCGUGCCAUAAUAAAGUGAACAAAAUUUGUAAGUUCUUAA